AGCAGUUUCUUUCUUUCAAGACUCAAGAAUACUCCUUUCCGCCAUCGUGGCAGCGUUUAGAUUCAUCAUGCAGCCGUUUCUGCUCUUGUUCCUCUCGUCGGUCACGGCGGCGAGCCCCCUGACGGCGCUCGACAAGCGGCAGCAGGCGACGUUGUGCGAGCAGUACGGCUACUGGUCGGGCAACGGUUACGAGGUCAACAACAACAACUGGGGCAAGGAUUCGGCCUCGGGCGGCCAUCAGUGCACCUACGUCGACAGCAGCAGCUCCAGCGGCGUCGCCUGGCACACGACCUGGCAGUGGGAAGGAGGCCAGAACCAGGUCAAGAGCUUCGCCAACUGCGGCCUGCAGGUGCCCAAGGGCAGGACCAUCUCGUCCAUCAGCAACCUGCAGACCUCCAUCUCGUGGUCCUACAGCAACACCAACAUCCGCGCCAACGUGGCCUACGACCUCUUCACCGCGGCAGACCCGAACCACGCGACCAGCAGCGGCGACUACGAGCUCAUGAUCUGGCUGGCGAGAUUCGGCGACGUCUACCCCAUCGGCUCGUCCCAGGGCCACGUCAACGUGGCCGGCCAGGACUGGGAGCUGUGGACGGGCUUCAACGGCAACAUGCGGGUCUACAGCUUCGUAGCGCCCAGCCCCCGCAACAGCUUCAGCGCCAACGUCAAGGACUUCUUCAACUAUCUCCAGUCCAACCAGGGCUUCCCGGCCAGCAGCCAAUACCUUCUCAUCUUCCAGGCGGGCACCGAGCCCUUCACCGGCGGCGAGACCACCCUUACCGUCAACAACUACUCUGCAAGGGUUGCUUAAACAGGAAGGCCGAGGAUGGCCCCCAAGGCCGUUGCGGGUUCACGAGCUCUCUUCUUUUCAAGUGCUGUACAUACAUAAUUAGCGUACCAAGUCAUAGCUGUUUGUCAGCUUCAAACUAAGUGCUCGCCCACAAAAGAGGGGGGAGGGGAAAAUAACAAAUUGCCGAACGCAGUGAUAAGCUUCUGGGAGCGUUGAAAGCAGUCUACAGUAGGUGGCUGUACGAAGGAAAAGAGUGCCUUAUUAAAGCUAUCUACAAAGGAGACAAAACGACUGAUAUUUAUAGACAAAGGGACUGGCCAAUGCGUUAAACAGCCUCAUACAGCUGUAGCAUAUAUAUGGCUAAUACGUUUGGAAGCUCUAUAGCUUCCGACACACCCCCU
Messenger RNA from Thermothelomyces thermophilus ATCC 42464, 1191 nucleotides. RefSeq names its product glycoside hydrolase family 12 protein. The record is from RefSeq and is a predicted model, not a curated record. Gene Ontology annotation, molecular function: cellulase activity. The coding region runs from base 68 to 811 and encodes 247 amino acids. The transcript has 3 exons. NCBI's taxonomy places the organism in Eukaryota, Fungi, Ascomycota, Sordariomycetes, Sordariales, Chaetomiaceae. Gene Ontology annotation, biological process: polysaccharide catabolic process.